Laccaria bicolor S238N-H82 is the source of this 1044-nucleotide messenger RNA. RefSeq lists its product as uncharacterized. The record is from RefSeq and is a predicted model, not a curated record. Bases 1 to 1044 code for a protein of 347 amino acids. The transcript has 7 exons. Gene Ontology annotation, biological process: transcription elongation by RNA polymerase II. Gene Ontology annotation, cellular component: elongin complex; nucleus. Lineage: Eukaryota; Fungi; Basidiomycota; Agaricomycetes; Agaricales; Hydnangiaceae.
AUGAAUCUCGACAUAGAUACCCCCCAUCGACGCAUUCCAACUCUGGUGCAGCUAUGUCAACGAGUUGCGGCAACCCACGUCGAUUGUGUUUUGUCUUUGGGAGACGACUUGAGUUACAAUUUGGUGAAACCGAUCCUAGAAAAGUGCAGCACAGACCACCUCCUUCGGCUCGAGCAGGCUUCGCCGCACCUUCAAAAGGAUACGCCAGAGAUAUGGAAAUAUUUGUGUUUCGAGAAAUAUCGAUUGACGGCAACGGAACGAUAUUCUCUUAACGAUGACCCCCAGGAACCGGACUCAUGGAGGAAUCGAUAUUUCUUGUUACAAGCUGCAGAAGCUAAGCGGCUCGAAGAAGUUGGCUCUAAACUUCGAUCCCAGCGUCUCGAGGCAGACGAACGCAAGAAGGAGAGGGAAGUCAAGUUCACAGACCGUGUGCCUUCCCCUAAACGCCCACGCAUUGGUUGGUCAACACCGACACAACCCAAAUCGUUAUUCCAGAAGACUCGGACGGAAGCGUCCAAGAUUCAGAAAGCUAUGUACAAUGCUCGCGUUAUCCCCCCGAUGCAUGUUGGCAAAACAUACUCUACAUUGCCGAAACAGCCGUGCAGCCAGCCCAUCUUAUCCCCGCCAAAGCAAGCUGCCAGGGUGAUUGUGCACACCGUCAUUCGCCCCGCCCCUGCUUUAUCCGCGUCAACCUCAACCACGCCAGCGACGCACUUACGAAACCUUGUAGUGCCAGAUCCACAUAACGUGAACCUCUCAACGUCAAAUCCUAUACCAUCAUUUGCAAAGCGACCACUUUCACAUUCAACAUCAAAUUCAUCUGCAACGCAACCACUCUCACAUUCAACCUCAAACUCUACACAACCGCAACCAUUCUUACAUUCAACCUCGAAGUCUGAACAACCACUCGCUUCAAGUUGUCCGACGUCGUUUCGACCUGAACCUCGACCGUUCAAAUCCCCUGCUUCCGUCAAGAAAGAUCCCAUGGCGUCGCUUUUUGUGCCGAAACAGAAACAUCGGGCUUACUCACAACGCCCGGUGUAG